Molecule: messenger RNA, 1923 nt
Organism: Microthlaspi erraticum
Lineage: Eukaryota; Viridiplantae; Streptophyta; Magnoliopsida; Brassicales; Brassicaceae
Source: the annotation of a GenBank genome assembly
AUGGGUCUCGAUAUCCUCGCCGAUCCUCUGCUGGGCCUCAACCACAAAACGGCCGGAGAUAAGAAGAACAAACAGAGAAGAUAUCUGAAGAUUGCUCUUUCCCUGCUUCUAAUUCUCGCCGGAAUUUCAGGCUAUUGCUUUAGCGACACCAUAACAGUUUUGCUGUCAAGAGAAGCUGCAAAUCACAGUCUCACCCAUGGAACAACCGUCGUCGGUGACGCGAUCGAGUCAGAGAACGGCGUCGUGGCUGCCGACGACGGCAGAUGCUCCGAGAUCGGAGCUUCUGUCCUCAGAAGAGGCGGACACGCUGUCGACGCCGCCGUCGCUAUCACCUUAUGCGUCGGUGUUGUCAAUCCAAUGUCUAGCGGAAUCGGCGGCGGUUCGUUCUUGAUCGUUACCUCGACGGAAGAUUCCAAAGCUGAGGCCUUUGACAUGAGAGAAACAGCUCCGUUAGCUUCUUCAAAGGAUAUGUACAAGAACGAUGCGAAUUCGAAAUCCGUCGGCGCAUUGUCGAUGGGAGUUCCCGGAGAGAUAGCCGGACUUCACGAGGCUUGGAAACGGUACGGCCGUCUUCCAUGGAAGCCGCUUUUCGAGCCGGCGAUUAAGCUAGCUCGAGACGGUUUCGUGGUGGCUCCGUAUCUCGGAAAAGCCAUAGCAAGCCACUCUUCGAUGAUACUCAAAGACCCUGGCUUGCGCAGCGUCUUCUCAAGAAACGGUAGCGUUUUGAAGCCAGGAGAGACUUGCUUUAACCCGGAACUUGCUCGGAGUCUGGAAGCGAUCUCCGAGCAAGGACCGGGAGCGUUUUACAACGGGACGGUUGGUGAAAAGCUCGUCAACGAUGUGAAAACGGCCGGAGGGAUCAUAACGAUGGAGGAUUUGAGAAGCUAUGAAGUGAGAGUAACGGACGCAAUGUCUGUUGAUGUGAUGGGGUAUAGGAUUCACGGAAUGCCGCCGCCGUCGAGCGGAACGGUUGGUUUUCCGAUGGUGAUGAACAUCUUGGACAGCUUCUCGGAGCUGUACUCUGCUUCCGGGAGAGACCUCGGGCUUCACCGUUUGAUUGAGGCGAUGAAACAUAUGUUUGCGGCGAGGAUGGAUCUUGGAGACCCUGAGUUCGUCGACGUGAGGAGCGGUAUGGAGAAGAUGUUAUCGAAGGCUCGCGCGGAGGAGAUUCGGAAGAGGAUUUUUGAUAACACGACGUUCCCGCCGGAGUACUAUUUGAGCCGGUGGAGCCAGCUGAGAGACCAAGGGACGAGUCAUUUCUGCAUUGUGGAUGGUGAUCGAAACACUGUGUCGAUGACUUCGACUGUGAAUUACGUUUUUGGUGCUGGAGUUUUAUCUCCUUCCACUGGGAUUGUGCUGAACAAUGAGAUGGAUGAUUUCUCUGUACCGGCGGAGAUCACUCCGGAUAAUCUUCCUCCGGCGCCGACAAAUUUCAUUGAGCCGAACAAGAGACCUUUGUCUUCCAUGACACCUCUCGUUAUCACCAAGGACGGAGAGUUGGUGGCGGUGCUAGGAGGAAGUGGGGGAAUGAAUAUAAUUCCGGCGGUGAUACAAGUGUUUCUGAAUUGCUUUGUGUUGAAGAUGAAACCUUUGGAAGCUGUAGAGAGUGCAAGAGUUUAUCAUAAGUUAGAGCCUAAUGUUGUUCGGUAUGAGAAUUUGACGGUGAUCAACGGAGCUCACAUAGGAGUUACGGAAGAGAGCAAGAGGUUUUUGGAAGAGAGAGGACAUGAGCUCAAGGAGAUAUCAGGUGGAGCUAUUGUUCAACUUAUUGUUCAGAGUUUCAAGGAAGAUCAAGAAGAGAUGAUGAUUCUUGAAACUGGAAGAAAAUUUGGGAAAGAUUUUAUUAAGAAAUCGAAACCAAUCAAGGGAUUACUCACUGCAGUUUGUGAUCCUCGUAAAGAUGGGAAACCAGCUGCAGUUUGA